AUGACUGUCUUACACUCAGAGCCCUCCACCUCAACCAAGGCAGCACGGGCAGCUCCUGCACAGACCCUGGAGUUCAACCCCUGUCUGGAUGAAGAUGAGGUGGUCCCCAGGGCCAGGCAGGGCCUCCUGGGGAAGAUUCCCUCUCUCCUUCCGGGUGAGAUCCUCAUCGAGGAGGACAUCUCCUUUCGCAGCACUCCCAGGGACACCGUCAUGAGCCCCCAGACCCUGAAGCUUAUCCUCCAGGGCAUCAUGCGCCGACUGGAGGCCUCAGAGUUCCCCCUGGCCAUGAUGGCCAACGACCCCUUCAGGCUGAUGAAGAAUCUCUUUGUGGAGGUCCAGCAUGCCCUGAAGUAUGCUGACAUCUCUGUCCUCUUCAGCCUGGAGGAGAGCAUACAAUUCAGGGGGGAAGAUGCAAUGAAGGCCAUCGUGAAGGCUGCGGCUAAAAGGUUGGAUUCCAACCAGGCUCAACUGCGUGCCGCACGCUAUGGUGGCGAGGUAGCCGUCUGUUGCAUGGCAGAUACCAUCGCGCACGUCAUAGGCGACUACGCCCAGGACUGGAGUUCUGACGGCCAUUUUGGAGCGAGGAGGAGCCUUGGUAGUGGGAGGUCACGCUCCUCCUCAAGCUCCUCAAAGAGUGACAUCACCCUCACAGAGGAACUCUUGGCCCAGGGGGAAACCCUAGAAGAGGACCAAGAGGAGGUGGCUGCGAUCGACGACAACAAGAAAUGUGACUCUGCUAGCUUGGAGAAGGCCAGCAGCAGCUCCCUCUCCGCAGACCUUGUGGACAGCACCUCCACACAGAAGACAGUGAAGGAUGAGGCUGUGAAGGAAGGAGUGAGGAAGUCAGGAGAGGGGAAGCGAGGUCGCAAGAAGACCCUGAAGAAGAACAAGGUGUCUCCCCUUGGCACUGAUGGUAAGUCCUCCCUUCUGUCAGUCCACAU
Messenger RNA from Coregonus clupeaformis (lake whitefish), 941 nucleotides. RefSeq lists its product as uncharacterized. The record is from RefSeq and is a predicted model, not a curated record. The annotation marks the transcript as partial. The transcript has 3 exons. NCBI's taxonomy places the organism in Eukaryota, Metazoa, Chordata, Actinopteri, Salmoniformes, Salmonidae.